Messenger RNA from Baudoinia panamericana UAMH 10762, 2213 nucleotides. RefSeq lists its product as uncharacterized. Bases 178 to 2187 code for a protein of 669 amino acids. The record is from RefSeq and is a predicted model, not a curated record. The transcript has 2 exons. NCBI's taxonomy places the organism in Eukaryota, Fungi, Ascomycota, Dothideomycetes, Mycosphaerellales, Teratosphaeriaceae.
CGCACAAUAGCCUUGACGAAACCUCGCCCACAAUGUCCUUGUGCGCACACCGUGAAGCGGUGAUGGUGUCGCCAUUAAGUAGAACUCCGCACACGACGUCCAAGAUGAUUCCAGAUCUCGUUGGAUACCGCUCUCGCCUCGAAGGACACCGUACUGGAACCGUUGUUACAUCGUGUGAUGAAAUCUGCCAGCCCAUCGGACAUCGUGUUAACCAGGGAAAGUGUCCUCGACCUAAUGCGAGUCGGAGCACCAGUGCCAGUGCCAGGCCCAAUUGAAAUCGCCGUGUCCCUCCCACCAACAACAACAUCCUUCUCAACCAAACGGCCCACAGGAGUCACGAACUCCCUCCCCGACCGAGCCAACUUCGCCAUGAGAAGCCACAACACCCCCCGACCCUCCUUCGAAACCUUGACGAGCGAGUACUCCGUCGCGACGAUGCAAGCGAUCAAUCGCGAGGAGCGUCCGUACCAUCUUAGCGAGGAUAUCGCGGCGUUACGGGUUCUGCGGGAGACGGCGGAGCGGCGGCAGCAGCAGCAGGGGCCAAAGAUGUCCCUCUCUACCCAAGGAGGAACGUCGUCGUCGUCAGCUCGUGUGCCGUUCCGGAGUGAGAGCGUGAGUGUGAGACACCAUCCCGGUGCGGAGAGGAAGAUGUCGCUGACGACUGGUGCUUCGACGACAGGCAGUCAGCAGCAGGGGUGGCGGGCGGAUGUGCUCGACGCCAUCUGCGUGACGCCGUCGGAUGCUCGGAACCGGCAGAGAGCGCUACGGGCGUUGGAUGGGCGGUCGCGGAGCAGUCGGGGUACGGCGAGAGCUCAGCAGCACCCGACUCGGAGUAGCAGUCAACGUACGCAGCGACGUGGGAGCGCUCUUCGUGAGACGCAGCAGGAGCGGGCAGAGGCUGCAGCGGCGACAGCGGCGUACAACCCGUAUGUCGGUAACAUCGCGGUCGUACGUUCGACUCCCCCUGCUUCCUCGUCCGCCGGAGGUGCUCACCAGAGAAGGCCAUCCAUCAGCAGAUGCGUAUCCGACAGUUUCAAGAAGAUGGGUCGUCGUCUAAGCGAUGCCGUACGUCGGCCUUCCCCUGCAGAGACGCUAGACGUCAAGCACGUCCAGGGCAGCGCGUGCUACGACGCGCGGAGUGAUCCGCCGAAAUCCUUCCAUAACCUCAUCUCGCUUGAAGAAGCGCAGAGGAAGUUUGGCGCGGGCGCGAGCGCGAUGGGGGUAGAUCAGCGCUUGUACUCGCAACCGGCCCUGUCUCGCAGCUCUGGUGAUCGCUACCCAAAUGCACUGCCACGCAGAGGAAAGUCGUUGAGGCAUGAGAAGAGGUCGGUUGCUCCGGUACAAGCGCAGCCGCAAGCGAAGCGGGAGGAAGUCGGUGCCCCGACUCGGCGAUUGGAGCGGGAUACGACUUUCAGUGGUAUGAUCGAUGCUGCGACCAGGCGCGAGUCGCAGUGGAAGCCGGCUGGAUCGAAGGCCCGACCGCCGUCUUGGGAGGAGACGGAUACGAUCACCGUGGGGUAUUCGCCCACGUGGCCGGGUGUGGAGUACCUCGACGCGUCGGAGGCGAGCCUGCUGUCGGUCGAUUCAGCUGUCGACAACGAACCGAUCAGACGCAAGUCAGUACUCAGAGCUGAUUCAGGUGUCAUGAAGGAUUUGCCUCUGCUGCCCAGCACGACGUAUGCGUCGCCCCAAACGGUGAAGUAUGGCAAGAUGCCAACGUACGCCUACGAAGCCUUCGACAAUAACGACCAAAGUGAAAGCUGCUCCAUCUCCGACCUCGCCACCCAAAUGCGCAACUCCAACCUCACCACCUCGCAAAUCCACGACGCCUACGCCGAAGUGCAUCGCCUGCACGAGCGUCUGGACCAACCGGCAGCAGCAUCUGCACCAGUUCCAGGAGCAUGGGACGGAAUGGACAGCAUGGAAGACAUCCACCCCCGCACCAUCAUCGACACCGUACCGAGAGACGGACACACGAGCUGGAUGGUGACGGAUCGGAGUGGGAAGGAUGCGAUUCAGUCGUGGCAUGCGCGGGUGCCGGAUCGUGAUCCUGCGGCGGCGUUGAUGAGAAGGCUGGAGCAGGAGAGGAGUGGGUUGGUGCUGUCGGGGCAGGGUUCGGGGAGGGUGGCUAGGCGGUCCUCAAUACGACGGGCACCGAGUGAGCGUGGGCGUCAAGGGUGGUUGUAGCGAAGAAUGAUGCGCAUUGAACCGGA